UUCCAAAUGUCACAUUCUCCCUCAAUUUCUGCCUCUUACGUAUUUGAAAGUGCCUACUAUGCUAAACUUCCCCACCUUUCAUGUCUUCAAAACUCGUGCUUUAAAUAAGAGAAGCCAAGUCUCCAUUUCAAACAUCAUAACUCAAUCAACUGCUAUCUUUGCACAAAGAGAACCUGACUUCGAACUUUAAGGUGUUCAAAUGGUUACAACGGUGAGGCCUGUGGACUAUGAGUCAAAGGAGGGAGAGAUCACAUUCAGAACAAUGAGCUUCAAGAAGUGCAGAAACCUUGAUGAGUUGUAUCAGCCGGAUGAGUUGGAUGAGGUUGUUAUUACUGAAAAAUCUACAAGCUCAAAGAGAAGGAAAGUGGGGAAUCUGAAGCUGCAAACCACAUUCUCCUUCAAGUAUCUACUUUCUCAUAAUUCUGGUUCAAAAGAGGAAGUUGAUGAUGGUUUGUUCAUUCAACAAAGUCCCACAAUUAUGUUGCCUAAACCUGAAAUUUUGUUCUCACCAAAGUCCAUUGGAGAGCUUGAUGUGGCUGCAAUAAAGCUGCAGAAGGUUUACAAGAGCUACAGGACUAGAAGAAAUCUUGCAGAUUGUGCAGUUGUCUGUGAGGAGCUAUGGUGGAAGGCAUUAGACUUUGCUGCUCUUAGCCGGUGUUCCACUUCACAUUUUGACUCUGGUAAAUCAGAAACAGCUAUUGCAAAAUGGGCAAGGGCUAGGACCAUGGCUGCUAAGGUGGGAAAAGGUUUGUGCAAAGAUGAUAAGGCGCAGAAAUUGGCUCUAAGGCACUGGCUUGAAGCCAUUGACCCACGUCAUCGUUAUGGGCACAAUCUACACUUAUACUAUGAUGUUUGGUUUCAUAGCCAGAGUUCACAACCCUUUUUCUACUGGUUGGAUGUUGGAGAUGGAAAAGAAGUAAAUCUUGAUGAGUGCCCAAGAAGUGAAUUGUAUAGGCAGUGCAUAAAGUAUCUUGGACCCAAAGAGAGGGAAGCGUAUGAAGUGAUUGUUGAGGGAGGAAGGCUUGUUUAUAGAAAAAGCCAGAACCUUGUACACACUAUUGAGGGAUCUAAGUGGAUUUUCGUUCUUAGCUCAUCUAGAAUUUUGUACGUUGGGGAGAAAAAGAAAGGCCAAUUUCAGCACUCAAGUUUUUUAGCUGGGGGUGCUACUAUUGCUUCUGGAAGAUUGGUUGCCCAAAAUGGAGUUCUUGAUGCUAUAUGGCCCUACAGCGGUCACUACUGUCCUACAAAGAAGAACUUUAUGGAAUUCAUUGGCUUCUUGAUGGAACAUAAAGUGGACUUGACAAAUGUAAAGAAGUAUGCAAUUGAUGAUGAUAUCCCACCUUCAAAACCUAUUGAUGAGGAGCUACAGUUUGAGUCCAAAAGGGGUAACAAUGCUAGUUCAAGUGACAUUGCCACUGCCAAAAAAUGCACUCAAGAUAGCAUGGUUCACUCUGGUGGCAACAUGGAAACUUCAGAACUUAAAGAGAUGAAGCCACUGUCAAUAAAAUGGACUACUGGAGUUGGUCCUAGGAUUGGUUGUGUGAGAGAGUACCCUACAAAGCUCCAAGUUAAGGCACUUGAACAACUCCAUCUAUCACCAAGAGUCAACCUUGGAAAAGUUGCUAGCAAGGCACCAAUUCCCUCACCAAGACCAAGUCCAAAAAUUCACCUAUCCCCUAGGCUUGCACACAUGGGAAUUCCUAGCACAUGAGUACAUAUUUGCCCAAAAUCACAUACCUACUACUUAAGGUGUGUGUUCAAUGUUUGAGUUGCAAGGCAAUAAGGUGCAUAGGCACUGCUUCAGCCUUUUAAUUUCAACCUCUAGUUUAGAAUAUAGGAUAAAGGUCACACCACACAACAUAUCUAACCCAUGAUUUAUUUUUUCAUUUAGUUUUUUCAUGGCCAUUCUUUUGGUCAUUUAGAUUAUGAUGAAUCAUUUUUUUUACUCAUUUGUUUUGCCCAACUGUAUUUGAGGAGUUGGGUCAAUUUUCCAUUCUUGUAAGUCAAAUAAUAUUAAAAAAAAUAGUUUAUACAACGUGU
Messenger RNA from Cajanus cajan (pigeon pea), 2040 nucleotides. Its product is annotated as IQ domain-containing protein IQM1. Lineage: Eukaryota; Viridiplantae; Streptophyta; Magnoliopsida; Fabales; Fabaceae. The record is from RefSeq and is a predicted model, not a curated record.